UAUCAUCAGAAAGCUGAAUAAAUACGCUUUUACAUUGAUGUAGGCCUAUGGUUUGGUAGGAUAUUUGAAAAACCGAUAGGCUAAUUUUGAUCCACACAAUGUAUGCUAUUGUUGGCUAUUGCUACAAAUAUACCCGUGCUACUUAUGACUGGUUUUGUGCUCCAGAGACACGUAUUUUUGUAAAAAGCGGUACCCAACCCCCUUGAGUCUAGCAGUUUUAUGUCAUUGUGGUAGAAUCUGUCCCCCUGACAGCACUUUUUUUUUUUUCGGGAAGCGCCAGCAAUGUCCAAAAUGCAGUCUCUCUGGCAGCUGAGCUGGGCUCUGAGGCUGAGCCCGGCUGUGGUUUUGUAGUCGGAUAUAAUGUUACAGGAGAAACAUCUGUUGCUGUAUCCUUGCCAUAGUUUGUGAGGUUCCCGUCCGCCGCUAGGGUUUGCUACAGAGAUUUCCUCAGCCCUCCUGCAGCCGGAGAAGCGCUCAGGAGAACCAGCCAGCAGCCGAGUUCAGACACGAACAUGAACACUAGCUGGUUAGGAAAGUUUCACAGCGGCUCGUUGACAGUAGCGCACUGAGCGAAUGUCUGGAGACGCGCGGUUGCGCAGGAAAACGCAAAAGCAUGACGGCCAAGAGAACCGCUUUCCAGCCGCUGUCCAGCUCCCGCAUCCCGGCGGAGAGGAAGGGAGCGGCUGAGCGCCUUCAUAACCCCGAGCGCUGUGCCUCUUCCCCGCAGGAGCCGGAGAAACCAGCGGCGUCCGCCUCAGGGCUCCCCGCCUUGGGGGCUGUCGGGGGCUCCGGGCCGGUGGUGGACGAGUCAUCCGACAGCGAGGGAGAGCAGGAAGGGCCGCAGAAACUCAUCAGGAAAGUGUCAACCUCCGGGCAAAUUCGAAGCAAGACGAGCGUGAAGGAAGGGCUGCUUCUGAAACAGACAAGCUCGUUCCAGCGUUGGAAAAAGCGUUAUUUCAAAUUGCGGGGACGGACGCUCUACUAUGCCAAGGAUGCCAAGGCGGGUGGCGUUUUGACCCGCUGGCAGUAUCGGGUCUCUCGUAGCCGUGUGUGCUGGAGGGUUCUUUCCGUCUGCUGGACCGGUGCCCGCCGUCAGCCGCCCGUUCUUGGCCCCAGUGGAUCGGAGGAAGGCUUGGUGGCGAUUCGGUCUCUUAUUUUUGAUGAGGUGGAUCUUUCAGAUGCCAGUGUUGCCGAAUCAAGCACAAAGAAUGUUAACAACAGUUUCACGGUAAUUACACCGUUCCGAAGGCUUAUCCUGUGCGCCGAGAACAGGAAAGAAAUGGAGGACUGGAUCAGCUCACUGAAAUCGGUUCAGUCCAGAGAGCAUUACGAGACGGCACAGUUUAAUGUGGAACAUUUCUCAGGGAUGCACAACUGGUAUGCCUGCUCCCACGCUCGUCCUACCUUCUGUAACGUCUGUCGGGACAGCCUCUCAGGGGUCACUUCUCAUGGCCUCUCUUGUGAAGUGUGUAAAUUCAAGGCCCACAAAAGAUGCGCAGUCAGGGCCACCAACAACUGCAAAUGGACAACGUUGGCCUCUAUCGGCAAGGACAUCAUUGAGGAUGAGGAUGGGAUUGCGAUGCCACACCAAUGGCUGGAGGGCAACCUGCCUGUCAGUGCUAAGUGUGCCGUUUGCGACAAAACCUGUGGCAGCGUGCUACGCUUGCAGGACUGGCGUUGUUUGUGGUGCAAAGCCAUGGUGCACACGGCAUGCAUGGAUCUCUACCCCCGCAAAUGUCCCCUCGGCCAGUGCAAAGUGUCCAUCAUCCCCCCUACCGCCCUCAACAGCAUCGACUCAGACGGUUUCUGGAAGGCCACCUGUCCCCCAUCAUGCGCUAGUCCACUCCUCGUGUUUGUCAACUCAAAAAGUGGAGACAACCAAGGGGUAAAAUUCCUGCGUCGCUUCAAACAGCUGCUCAAUCCCGCUCAGGUCUUUGACCUGGUCAACGGUGGACCUCAUUUAGGUCUCCGCUUGUUCCAAAAGUUCGAUAACUUCCGAAUCCUGGUGUGCGGUGGAGAUGGAAGCGUCGGCUGGGUCCUGUCUGAAAUUGAUAAACUAAAUCUUCACAAACAGUGCCAGCUGGGCGUUCUGCCGCUGGGCACCGGGAAUGACCUGGCACGGGUGCUCGGCUGGGGGCCGUCGUGUGACGAUGACACUCAACUCCCUCAGAUACUGGAGAAGCUGGAGCGAGCCAGCACCAAGAUGCUGGACAGGUGGAGUAUAAUGACGUAUGAGAUUAAAAUACCUCCCAAACACAGCUGCCCCGCCACACCUGAGGAGGCAGAGGACGGCCAGUUACAGAUCUCUGCUUAUGAGGAUUCAGUGGCUGCUCAUCUCACAAAGAUCCUGAACUCAGAUCAGCACUCAGUGGUCAUAUCUUCAUCAAAGGUAUUGUGUGAGACGGUGAAGGAAUUUGUGGCCAAAGUUGGGAAGUGUUAUGAGAGAAGCAGUGACAGUACGGAGGAAGCUGAUGCACUUGCUCUCAAAUGUGCCAUUCUGAACGAGAAGCUGGACUCCCUCCUGCAGACGCUCAAUUCGGAGGCGCAGGCCAUGACGCCCUCAGCCCUCACCACGCCACCCAUCGUGGAGGAGGAGGUGGAGGAGGAAGAGCUGGAGGAAGACGAGGAUCUGAGUGAAGAGUCUAUCACGGAGCUGAAGGAGAAUGAGACUGAGAAAGGCUCUGCCCAUAAGCUCUUCAGACCCCGCGAGCAGCUCGUGCUGAGAGCCAACAGUCUGAAGAAAGCGCUCAGAAAGAUCAUCGAGCAGGCGGAGAGAGUGGUGGACGAGCAGAACGCUCACACGGAGGAGCAGGAGCUGCAGUCUCCCACAGACUUCAGGAAGGACAGCGAGGAGGAAAACAGAGACAACGAGAAGGACGAGGACACUAAAGAACUGGAAGUCUUGCCCUUGGCUAAGUCACCGUGUUCGCCGCCAGAGAGGCGUAUGAGUCGCAGCACACAGUCCUGUGGCUCCUUUUCCAUCACUCCCUUCACCACAAGCAAGGAGAACCUGCCUGUCCUCAACACACGCAUCAUCUGUCCCGGUCUGCGGGCAGGUCUUGCUGCCUCUAUAGCUGGAAGCUCCAUAAUCAGCAAGAUGCUGCUUGCCAACAUUGAUCCCUUUGGCGCAACACCCUUCAUAGAUCCUGACCUGGACUCUCUAGAGGGCUAUUUGGAGAAGUGUGUGAUGAAUAACUACUUUGGGAUUGGGUUGGAUGCAAAGAUCUCACUGGAGUUUAACAACAAGCGAGAGGAGCACCCAGAGAAAUGCAGAAGUCGCACUAAAAACAUGAUGUGGUAUGGAGUUCUGGGGACGAAAGAGCUUCUGCAGCGGACCUACAAGAACUUGGAGCAGAAGGUUCAGCUGGAGUGUGACGGCCAGUACAUCCCACUCCCCAGUCUCCAGGGGAUCGCUGUGCUGAACAUCCCCAGCUACGCCGGGGGAACCAACUUCUGGGGCGGCACCAAAGAGGAUGACAUAUUUUGUGCCCCUUCGUUUGAUGAUAAAAUUUUGGAAGUGGUUGCUGUGUUUGGUAGCAUGCAGAUGGCUGUGUCGCGGGUGAUCAAACUGCAGCAUCACCGUAUUGCACAGUGUCGCACGGUGAAGAUCACCAUCCUGGGAGAUGAAGGCGUGCCGGUGCAGGUGGAUGGGGAGGCCUGGAUUCAGCCUCCUGGAGUCAUCAAGAUUCAGCACAAGAACCGGGCCCAGAUGCUGACAAGGGACCGCGCAUUUGAAAACACGCUUAAGUCUUGGGAGGAUAAACUGAAAUACGACAAGGCUCCACUGAGGCCUCACCUGUAUCCUCAGCACUCUGUGGAUCUGGCCACAGAAGAGGAGGCCACGCUCAUCCAGAUGUGCGCUCGAGCCGCAGAGGAUCUCAUCACCAGGAUCUGCGAGGCUGCCAAAAACUACCAGCUCCUCGAGCAGGAGCUGGCCCACGCCGUCAACGCCUCCUCACACGCCAUCAACAAAACACACCCCAAGUUCCCCGAGAGCCUGACAAGAAACACUGCCAUUGAGGUGGCCAGCACGGUGAAGGCCCUGCACAAUGAGACCGAGUUGCUGCUAGUUGGACGAGUUCCAUUGCAACUGGACCCUCCGCAUGAAGAGCUGCUGUCCAGUGCCCUGCAGAGCGUUGAGGUUGAACUGGGAAAGCUGGCUGAGAUCCCCUGGCUCUACCACAUCUUACAGCCCAAUGACGAGGAGGAUAACUCCCUCGAGUACGGAAAAAGAAACAGUCGGAGUGGCAUGUUUCGCAUAGUGCCAAAGUUCAAGAAAGAGAAAGCUCCGAAGAAGUCCAGCCCACAGUCAGUUCAGAGGUGGGGCACUGAGGAGGUGGCCGCCUGGCUGGAGCAGCUCAGCUUGGGAGAAUACAAAGAGACCUUCAUCCGCCACGACAUCCGCGGCUCAGAGCUCCUGCACCUGGAGAGGAGAGACCUCAAGGAUCUGGGGAUCUCGAAGGUGGGUCAUAUGAAGAGAAUUCUCCAGGGAACUAAGGACUUGGCCAAGAGUUUGAUGGUGGACCUGUGAGUGACGUCAACACACAUUCCGUUCGUGAGCGAAGGGGAGUUGAAGCAGGAGCUCCGGCGUGGGAUGCGCUUUGGUGUCGUGGAUCUCUGUAGGAAUAGCUUGUAGAAAAGCUAGGGUUGUUUGUUUUGGUGCCAAAAGGACAAGGAUUGUGUCCAGACUUUUAGCCCCGUAGAAAAGCCAUUCCUCACUUAUCGCAUCGACGGCACAAUCAGGUAUGCAAUUCUCAUCGUGCACGCGACCUCUGGCCUCUUUAACAGAUUACAAAUCAAGUAGCAGAACAGGACUUCCAAACCGAGAGGAGAGGAGCUCACUGGCUCUUUGCCUUGCGGUAGAUGGCAACAAUAGGAGGGCGAUGUGAUGUGUCAGCAAUAUUCUGCACUGUUUACAUUUUAAGGAGAUGGGAAAAAGUCUGCUGGUGUAUCGCAAUCAAACGGCAAUCAUCGCAGUGCGGCGGUGCAGGCCAGGAAAGGUCAAAAGGGGUUUCCUUCGCCAGUGACAUACUGAUGCAUGGUAUGCUUGCUAUAUUUGGAUAGCUGUUUUACUGCAUGAUCUGCGUCUUGUUUUUUAUUGUACAAACUUGAACAAGUUUUAUAUGAAUUUAGUAUGAUGCCAUUUGUUACUACUGAAGCAUCCCUUUGGUCAAAGUAGACUGCUGAUUUAUUUCUAUUCAUCCGUCUGCAUGGAAACCUUGUGUCAAAGCAGUGUCAUGUGCCAUAUUUAUCGUCAGAUGAGCUUUAUUGGUAAGAAAUGUUUUAAUCUUACAGUAGGACGUUAGGUAAGUCGGUGAAAUAAAGUACCAAAGCGAAUGUCCCCUGGUUUUUAAAGCGAAAUGUUCUUUAGAACAUUCCAAAAGUUUAAUUCAACCCACAAUGUUUGAAAUAUUCAGCGAAAAAUGGUCAAAUCUGAAGUGGUUCGGGAAAACAUGAACACGGCGACUCUUUGUAACUUAAAGCAUAUUAUUAUACAUUAGUUGAAAUAGGACUUCUGUUGUUUUGAAUAAGAAAUUGCAGUUGACCUGCAACUUUACAUAGUUGAUAUUUACUGAGUUCAGGAACCCAGUGCAAGUUUGAUAGGAUCAUCUACAUUUGGUUGAUGGCAUUACAGGGUAUAAGAGAUUGUUUGUUUGUUAAUAUAUGCACUGUAUAUAAGUCUAAACUGUUAAUUAAAGCCUUUGUAUAAUAGAACGCUUACAAGAUAUUAUCAGAUGACACAUUUAUUUGUGUAUAGAGCACCAUAACACCUUUGUGAAUUAUUCUGUUUAGUAAUCGCCUUUACACGUUAAGUGCUGUUGUACUCUAUGGAAGGUGCAAUAUUGUAUUUCUUUUGAUACAUUUCUUCUCUACGAAGCUUUAGUAUGUGAGGUUUUUCCAUGGAAAACUAAAAAGAUAAACUUCACACACUCCUCUUUUUUCGGUUUUGGAUUAAGGUGGACUUUGGGUCAGACGAAUCACACCAUGUUCUCUCCAAAAUUCAUAAAUCUUCCAUGAGCAAAUUGUUGAUCCUGUCUAACCGUGCUUCCAGGAUAAUUUGCUUGACGGCUGGAUGUUUCCUCAUACCGACUAUAAAACUGUUGUGCCUCUAUUUUUUCCGCAAAAUGGAAAAUUUCGAGCUCGGAGCUACACGUAGUUCUGCAUAAGCCAACCUGACCAACAGCGCACAUGGGACUCAUAUAAGUGGAUUUUAGGUUUAUAUUAUAUUAUAACGUUCCUCUAGAGGGUGUUCGAUAACAUCAAAGUAGUACUUGAUGUAUAUACAGAGCGAAAGUGAAUAGUGUCGGAAAAGAUGUGUUGGUCCCAACCAAGAAAUCCAAUUCUACCCACAAUUUACCUGAAGUGAGAAUUCAAACAAAUACGGCAGAUGAAAACAGACCUGGAGGAUGGGGUUUGGUCUGUUGGGUGGAACCGAACAGGAUGGUUUUAAAAAGAAAAAUACACAUUUGAAGAGUUCGUUGAGAGUUUAGGCAUUAUUAUGAAACGAUGGGAUUAAAAACGAGACUGAAUACACGACAGCGUUCAUUUAUCAAUAAUAGAUUAUAUUAGUGGUUCUCAACUGGUUUUGCUUCAACAACUCAUGGCGCCAAACAAGAAAAUGUCCUUAAAAGUCAUUAACAUUAUCAUGAACUGUGAAUGCGCAAACAGUAAAAGUGCGAUUUAUGCUUUUUAUAGCUUGUGUGUUUGUUUUCUAAAUGUCAGUGAUGGUUUUAUGCUCUCUGCAGCCAAUAAUUCACCACACAAAACACACUGUGGUUUGCACAAACCAUGUUUAUUCUUGUUGUAAGUGAACCCGUAUUUAAUGUAGUUUGGCCCUGUCCAUAUUGGCAUCUGUGCAAUACAUCUAGCUUCCACCAAAUGAAAGAUGAACUUAACACCGUCCAGUUUGAUUGGGCUCAUAAUGCUGGACGUACAAAAUAAAAACGAGGAAAACAGUUUCUCCUGUCUUUUAAAAGUUGAUAAGCUUUUUAUAACUGAACACAGCUAUACAGUUGAUUGCAUUCUAUCAGUUGAGAACCACUGGCGUCACAACAGUGCAGCCUGAAUUCUUCAGAAAUCCAUGUCAUUUGUUUUGCGGUUUAAUUGGCAACUUAAUGUCUCUCACUUCCCGUCUUUUCUCAGUAGUGAGCACCUACUGAGGUUUCAGCGUCUGUCUGUAGGCAUUUCAUGGCAGGUGUUGGCUGUUUAAUGGCAGGACCAUGUGAAAUCUGCGCCAGCAGAACUCCGCAAAAACCUCUGCAGAUUGGGAUGCGCGUCAAGUUUUACACAUUCCCUUUCACUUGUGUAUUCGUUUAGGAAAUGUUAUGGCUUUUCAACUACCACUCAGUCUCUGUAUAACACAUUAUACCUUUUUAAAAUCCAUUCACAGACAUUUUCUCCAAAAUCGGUGCAGAAAAUGUCAUCUGAGGUUAUUUAUAUAGUGAGAGAAAAAAACUAAUCUGAUAAACAUUUGAUCUGACAAUCAAAUGGUGCAUUUAUAGCAAAUGCUUGUGGUUCUAUAAUAUCGAAACCUAUGUGCACAUACCUCCACGCAUUCUGAAAAACGUCUGAAUGUAGGCCUACUGAUAUGCUUUACAGAUAUGCAUUACUGAGUGACCGCAUUACAAAAGGUAAUUACCCCAACUAGCUAGACUCAUGACCAAAGACACAAGAUCAUUUCCAGAAAUCUACCAAGCUCCCCGAAGCCCGAUUUAAUUGGCCUUACAUGUUCUCUGUUUGACAGCUGUAGCAGGUCGACCUUGUAUUUGGUGCCUCUGUAUAGUUCAUUUGUUCACAACAGACUCAAAUCACACAAGUGCAGUCUUCCUCUCAUGCCACACUGAAUACAUGUGCACAUGAUCACAUGAACCUCAGUUCAGUUCUCAAGCCACCACUGAGUGUUUUUCAUUGGAUUGUGAGUGACAGUGGGAUUCGGCUUAUCGAUAAUAGCGAACGUAAAGCUGUAAACUGCCUGGUUUUUCAAAAACGAUUUCAUUUGGGGGAAUUUGUAGAGCAAGGUAACAUAUCUUUGACAUGAUUUAUAUCCAGUUAAGAGAAGUGCGAUGUGAGUUUCAUUUGUUUACAUUGUGUUUACAAUGGCACGGCUUCAUUUUUAAGACUACAUAUAUAGGUAUAUUUACAAUACUUGCAUAUUUAUUAAGGUUAAACAACUGACGUGUAUGUGUUUUCACUAUUGGGAUAUAAUGUUACGGUAGUCACUUGUAUUGAUAUCUGGAUGAUUUUGGUAAGUAGUAGCCUAGGUAAUUUUUAUGACUACUAAGUGACUGUUUUCUGUGCCUUUUUAUCGUAGAUGCAUGGUUAACUAUUUAUUACAAUAUGGAGGUCACUGAGAUGUGUAUUUUUGUAUCCUGAUUAAAUAAGUGUUUCGAUUUUGAUGUACAUUUUGAGGUGGUAAAAUGCUGCCAGUUGAUAUCUUCCUUCUUCAAUAAAAUUGAAUGCAUACACAGUA
This is a messenger RNA of Cyprinus carpio (common carp), 8470 nucleotides long. RefSeq names its product diacylglycerol kinase, eta. The record is from RefSeq and is a predicted model, not a curated record. Lineage: Eukaryota; Metazoa; Chordata; Actinopteri; Cypriniformes; Cyprinidae. Gene Ontology annotation, molecular function: protein binding; ATP-dependent diacylglycerol kinase activity. Gene Ontology annotation, biological process: diacylglycerol metabolic process; lipid phosphorylation; intracellular signal transduction.